Messenger RNA from Acanthosepion pharaonis, 801 nucleotides. Lineage: Eukaryota; Metazoa; Mollusca; Cephalopoda; Sepiida; Sepiidae. The record is from the annotation of a GenBank genome assembly.
AUGGAAACGAUUUGCUUUGUUUACAUCUUUUUUGCCUCUUUUUCCUUCUUUUCUUUCUCUAUCCUUUUCUUCUGUUUUUAUUCAUUCGUCUUUCCUUUAUUUUUUUUUAUUUUCUUUCUCUUUUUCUUUUCUCUUCUUUUUUUACAAUUCAGUUUUUUCUUUUUUUUCUUUUCCUUCUUGUUAUUUUUUUUUCCUCUUUUCAUUUUUAUUUCUUUUCUUCAAUUUUUCUUUCUUUGCCUUUUUUCUUUUUUCUUUUUCUUUCUUUUCUUUCUUCAUAUCUAUUUUCUUUCUUCGUCUUUAUUUUUCUUUUUCUACCGUUUACUAUUCUUUUCUAUUUUGUUUUCGUUUUCUUUCUUUAAUUUUUCUUCCUUUGUUUUUUCUUCCUUCAUUUCUUUUAUUCUCUUUGUCCUAAAUCGUCUUUUUUAUCCAUUUUUUCUUUUUCUUUUUUGGUUUUUUUUUUCUUUGCGUGUUCUUUCUUGUUCUUUUCGUUUCUUUUUUAUUUUGUCUUUUUUCUUUUCUUUCUUUCCCUAUCCUUUCCCUUUCUGUUUCUUCCUUUUUUCUUGUGUUCUUUCAAUAUUUUUUUCUUUUUUCAUGAUUUAUAUCAUCUUUUCUUUUUUACAAUUAAUCUUCAUUCUUUCUUUCUUUUUUAUUCGUCUUCAUAUAUUUUUCUUUUCCGUUCUGUGUAUGUUUCGUCAUAUUCCUCUCUUCUUUUUCCGUUUUUCUUUGUACGCCAUAAACGCCCUUUCUUGUUACCAUUACGCUAAACCUAAAAUGUCUUUUAUGCAGGUGUGCACUUUUUAA